Messenger RNA from Alternaria atra, 1548 nucleotides. RefSeq lists its product as uncharacterized. Lineage: Eukaryota; Fungi; Ascomycota; Dothideomycetes; Pleosporales; Pleosporaceae. The record is from RefSeq and is a predicted model, not a curated record. The coding region runs from base 1 to 1548 and encodes 515 amino acids. The transcript is spliced from 3 exons.
AUGCCUCUCGACCGCCUCAUCAAGGCUAAGAAGAGCGUUUCGGGUAUCGUCUCUCGGAUGAGCAGUGCUCCUAUUCAGCCAUGUCACCCCGAGCGAAAUGAAAACGAUGCACCAAGUUGUGAGGCUCCGAGUCCAUAUUCGCCAGGAGCAAGUUCCGCCGUACCAGAUGCAAAUGACGAAUCACCUACCAAAGAUACUUCGUCUGUACGCAAAGGUCUGAUAGGGUCGUUGCGAAAGCAAAAGCUGCGGAGCAUUAGCUCGUUACGAAGUUUGCGGUCGCCUACCAAGACCAAGCAGUCCGAUGUAUCUGCAUCACCACUGGCUGAAAGUCCUUGUACCCCAAAACAUCGACUCAACUCAUCGCUCGUUCUUAACUUCGAGCAAUCACCCCCUGAUAAACCGAUAUUCGAUCUCGAACGCAAAGACUCCAUUACCUCAAGCUUGAAGGUCCAUCACUCCUCGCCCGUGCCUGUUCCCACAUCUGAAAAUCAGAACUUGCGAUCACUCGUCGAUUCUUCGAUCAUUCCUUUUGGAACCGUGCCGCUUUCACCAGCUCCCAUCCAGAGAAUCCUAGAGUUGGACCAGACUGAGACUCUCUCUGAUAGUCUUCAGCGUGCUGCAGUAUACUUCGAUGAACCUGUUCUCAGCUACGAAGACUUUGAGCUGAAUGAUUUGCUUCCCGACGAGUGCACCACGCACUCUGGCAACAGCGAAGAGGUACGACAGAGAUUAGCCUGUGAGGAGCUGUCUUGGGCACAUCGUACGAAGAACUUGUCAGAUUACAAGGUAGACGACGAGGAGGACGGCGCACAAGGCGGUGCCACCAACGAAGCACUGAGCGCAGCGGACGUGAACGAUACGGUAGAGGAACCUGCAAAACUUAUACUAGGCAAAGGGUAUUGUGCGAGGGCAUACCGUCGAGUAGAUGGAAAGUGUCGACUCAAGAUCAAGCUGCUCGCUUCCGACCCCGAAGAUGGCGACGAUGGCCCCGAAUGGGAUGACGAGAUGCCAUUCAGGUUUGCUGGGGCUCAAGAAGAUAAACUAGUGUCAGAACUUGGCGCCAUCAUUCGAGAAAACGGAAUUGUCUCCACAUGUGAUGACAAGAUUGACGAGGCGUUUGCAGCGGGCAAACUUCCAGCAUAUCUGGAUAUCACUCUGGACGAGGACAACGAUAAGAAUGCACAGAGCCUCCUCCACAGUCUGACGAAGAUACGGGAGCGCGAUAGCACUUGGGGCCAACACAUAGGACUCUACGAUGGCUCCGGCUACGGGGCGGGAUCCAGCUCGCGACCUGUGACGGGUGUGACUGAGACGACCGACGUUCCCUGCGCACGCAUUGCUGGAGCAUUCACAGAUCACGAGAGUGAAGUCCCCACGAUCAUUCGCAGGCUGUGGGACAACACCUAUCCUCACGGCCUUGAUGCGGACUUUCCUGGACAGGCUACUGUGAGUGAUCCAGCAAUCUCCGAGGCGCAGGAACAACCGGAAAGCCAUUUCGAGAACUACGAAGCGGUCCAGGGUAUGCUGGAUCCUCGUGGCAACGCAUAG